Molecule: messenger RNA, 1671 nt
Organism: Apaloderma vittatum (bar-tailed trogon)
Lineage: Eukaryota; Metazoa; Chordata; Aves; Trogoniformes; Trogonidae
Gene: RNF216
Product: ring finger protein 216
Exons: 13
Source: RefSeq, a predicted model, not a curated record
GAAGCAAGAUUCCCAGAUGUGAAGGAGGAAUACAUAGAAGAGCUAAUCAGCAUCAAGAACUGCUAUGACUUAAAUGUGCUUUGUAACUUUCUUUUGGAAAAUCCAGAUUACCCAAAGAAGGAAGGCAGAGUGGUUUUAAAUCCCAGCAGCAGCCUGCUUGCCAGCCAAGAUGAGACAAAGGUGCCUAAAGUGGACUACUUUGACUUUUCCAAACUUGCCCCACUUGAUCAGCGGUGCUUUAUUCAGGCGGCUGACCUCCUCAUGGCAGACUUCAAAAUGCUGAGCAGCCAAGACAUUAAGUGGGCGCUACAUGAACUCAAGGGACACUAUGCAAUCACACGAAAGGCCUUUUCAGAUGCUAUCAAAAAAUGGCAGGAGCUGUCUCCCGAAACCAGUGGGAAACGAAAAAGGAGGAAAGAAAUGAAUCAGUAUUCUUACAUAGACUUCAAGUUUGAGCAAGGGGAUGUGAAAAUUGAGAAGCGCAUGUUCUUCCUGGAGAACAAGAGACGGCACUGGAGGUCCUAUGACAAGCUCUCUCUUCUCCCACCGGUGCUACUGGAGCAAGAAUUCUAUGAACAGAAGGUUAAAGAGAUGGCAGAGAUGAAUGAGGAGCAGUAUCAGAAGGAUGGUCAGAUGAUAGAGUGCCGCUGUUGUUACGGGGAGUUUGCGUUUGAAGAGCUAACGCAGUGUGCAGAUGGUCACUUGUUCUGCAAGGAGUGCCUAAUUAAAUAUGCUCAGGAGGCAGUCUUUGGCUCUGGGAAGUCAGAGCUCAGCUGCAUGGAAGGCAGUUGCUCGUGUUCAUUCCCCACCAGCGAGCUGGAAAAAGUGCUUCCAGAGAACAUCCUCUGUAAAUACUAUGAGCGGAAAGCUGAGGAGGAGGUGGCUGCUGCCUGUGCAGAUGAGCUUGUCAGGUGUCCAUUCUGCAACUUCCCGGCUCUACUGGACAGCGAUGUGAAGCGGGAAACAUGUCGGAAGUGCCAGGGGCUGUGGAAGGAGCACAUGAACCUCACCUGCGAGCAGCUGGCCGAGAAGGAUGACAUCAAAUACAGGACAGCCAUAGAAGAGAAAAUGACGGCUGCCCGCAUUAGAAAAUGCCACAAGUGUGGGACCGGCCUCAUUAAGUCGGAGGGUUGCAACCGCAUGUCCUGCCGCUGCGGUGCUCAGAUGUGCUACCUCUGCCGAGCUGCCAUUAACGGGUACGACCACUUCUGCCAACACCCCCGGUCGCCCGGGCCUCCCUGCCAGGACUGUGCAAAGUGCUCACUCUGGACAGAUCCCACAGAAGAUGACGAGAAAAUAAUCCAGGAGAUUCAGAAAGAGGCUGAAGAGGAGCAAAGGAAGAAAAAUGGAGAGAACAGCUUCAAGCGGAUCGGCCCUCCUGCGGAAAAGCCUAUGGAGAAAAUUCAGAGAAUUGAAGUCAUCCCCAGACCUGUUCCUCAGAACCUCCAUCAGCCCCGGAUGCCCCCUUACCCCUUCGUGCACCCGCCCUUCCCGCUCCCUCCUGUCCGUCCCAUGUACAACAACAUCCCCCUCAACAUCGGCCCUAUCCCUGCCCCCUACGUGCCCCCGUUACCUAACAUGAGGGUGAACUACGAUUUUCCCCAGAUCAACGUUCAGCUGGAGCACAACUUGCCUAUGCACUUUGGCCCGCAGCCUCGGCACCGCUUCUGA